Penicillium atrosanguineum is the source of this 1773-nucleotide messenger RNA. RefSeq lists its product as uncharacterized. Bases 1 to 1773 code for a protein of 590 amino acids. Lineage: Eukaryota; Fungi; Ascomycota; Eurotiomycetes; Eurotiales; Aspergillaceae. The record is from RefSeq and is a predicted model, not a curated record. The transcript is spliced from 3 exons.
AUGUUUGGCUGGGGUCCUGGAUUGGCCUUGUCUUCGGCCUCCUCAGAACCUGAGAAGGAACGCACUCCUCCUACAGACGCUACACCCCUUGACUUCCCCGCUUACCGUCUCCCCGAUGUCGUCCCUAACGACUCUGCCUCGACCCUCCGCGACCUGUUCGUCCAACUAGCCUCCAUUAAGCGACCCCAGGAUAUCUCCAUUGAUCGCUUCAAGUCCCUCAACCUCCAUGUCGACUCCGAUGUCGACGUCCAGCAGAUGUUUCCCGCUGACCCGGCCGGCUCUUUGCCCCCGCUGCCCUGGGAGGAGGAGCCGGAGAUCAAGUCCGCUGAGGAGGGCGAGGAUCAAGCGCGCCCGCUGAUGAGCAAUGGACUCCCCUACCCUCCCAGAGACCGAUUCGAAAUCCUCCGUACCGAGUUGUUGCUUGAUCAAGAUGAUACCUUCCGCGAAGUGGCUCGUCUUCCACCCCGCGAAGGCCGGAGCCGUGUCCGGAUAACACAGUCCAGGAAGUUCUGGACUGGCUUGGAGCGCAUGGCGCAGUACUGGGAUACAAGUAUCGAUAAUUACUUCGAACGACCCGUUACGCCGGAGCCGACGCCGCAGCAGACUUCGCCCGCGGAGUGUGAGGACCAGGGAGACGAGAUGCAGACCGAUGGGCCUGUGCUCGAUACAGUUCAAACCGACUCGGUGGACGUGAUGGACGUGGACGGAUCUGAAAUCAAUGCUGGCACACCUUCCGCUGGUAGGGCGCCCGAGGCAAAGAUUCUUCAUCCAACAGUGCCUAUGUACACGGGUCGCCGUAUUGGAGCCGGCACGGAGAUGCCCGACGACGUGCGGGAUGAAACCAUUCGUUCCUUUAUUGAGAUGGCCGCAUGGCCUUUUGGGUGCCAGGUUACCAUUCCAACAUUACCGCCCCGUCUGACGGUGGGAAAUCUGCUUUUUCCUGUGCGGCAGUCCUUCCAAGUAGCCCGCUCUCCCAGAGACCGGCAGAUCGCCCGACAGGGUAUUCUGGAGGGGCCCGUCCUGAUUGCGCAGUGCCGUGCCGAGACCACCUUCCGAGCCACUGGUGACGAGAAGGGCAAGGGAAUUGGCGAGGUGUGUGAUCUAUUCCGCGAAGUUGGAGGCAUGCUUCUUGCCGCACAGGAACGUGCUCGCGAAGGCGCAGCUGAGCUGCGUCCUGGUGAGAAUCAAUGGUGGACUACAAAGCCCCGGUUUGGCGGUGCUCCUAACGACGGGAUCCUGGAUGAUCUAGUCAGGAAUGCGGGAAUCCCCAUUCCUGACUCUAUGCUUGGGGACAACUCGUCCGCCACACCCGCCCCGGAGGCGGAGACUGCUCGCAAGCGGCACAAGUUUGAACACUCCCAGGGCUCGUAUUCUACGUCUCUGGCGCGUCGGCCUAGUGCCAUGCGCAAGCUCUCAAACAGUGAAAAGUGGAAGAUCCUGCAGCCGGGUCCGAGUCUGUGGGAUAAGCGCAUGGUCUAUCAGCAGAUUGGCAGAGCGAUGGACAGCCCUUACGACAAUGUAUACAUGGUCUCCUCGAUUAACCACCACAUCGCCAUCCUGCACCUCCGGGUCCACCGCCGCUACCUCGAAGUCUUCACCCGAGGCGACAGCACAUACCCCACCGACUCCGACCCUGACCAGCUAUGGCACAUCCUUAAGCUCCAGCGUACCAGAUGGUAUGAUCUGUUUGAUGCAAACGACCGCAUCGAGGCCCUGAAAGCCACUUGGAGUCUCUUCCACUACCAGCUGCGUACGACUCACCGCGAGGGUUGA